AUGGCUUUCGUUCAGCAGCCACCUCCACCCCCAUACACCAUGCAACCAGCACAGCUUCCAACGCCAACUCCGGCCCCGGUAGCAAGUCCUUUCAACCAACCUGCACCGCAGAGUGGCUAUCCUCAAGGCCAAUUUCAACAACAGUUCCAGCCUCAGCAAGGUCAAUCACCUCAGGUGCCUCAAGGACAGACACCACAACCCCAAUAUGUGCAAUCGCCACAACCAAUGCAACAGCCCUAUCAAGGACUCCCCAACAUGACCCAACAGCAGAUUCAGCAAGUCCAACAAGUCAUCCAAAGCUAUCCUCCAGAAAAGCUCCAACUAGUCCAGCAGCAGCUCCAACAAAUACCACCACAGUACCACCAGCCGCCACAAGCUCCACUCCUACAAUCCCCUCCUGCCGUCCAACAAACCCCCUCAAAACCCCAAUACACCACCACCGCCCCCUCAGGCCUCUUCGGCUCAAAGUCUAAAUCCCACCCCUCCCCAUCCGGCCCGCCCGACGCCCAAAAGUCAGACUCCGUCAAGCGCUUCUUCGGCGACACCCUCGUCGGCCGCGUCGCCCGCAGCUCCCUCCAAACCGCAACCUCAAUCUCCAAACUCCCCUCUUCCCUCUCCCCAUGGGGCGACAACAACCCGGUAACCCUGCCCAACAUCCGCUACCGCGACGCUGCGCUCUUCACCACCUUCGCCUUCGAUCGGCGCUUUGUCAGCGAGAUAGUGAACUCAGGCGCCGGCGCGAUCGCUGCGAGUACGGUGUUGAAAUACGGCGUCUUUCAAAUCGUGGAACAGGCGAUUGAUAAGGGUGUGCUGGAACACUUGCUCCCCGAGGAAGACGCGAUGCUUGUCACUACGUCGGUGAAGUCGCUGCAGAUCGGUAUCAAACACAAACUCAUGGGCGUCGAUGCGGAUGUACGGUUUGUAGGCGUGUAUCCCGCUGCGGACACAAGUCGCUGUGAAAAAGGCUGGUUUUGCCCAUAUUUAUUCGCAAGUGCGCGCACGCCGAGUAUCCCGCGUGCGAACGACUUUGCGGUCGCGCAGGCUUUUGGGCCGUUCCUCGCGGGGGAUUAUUUGCUUGCGAGGAAACUGCUGGCGGAAACACUUCACGUACUCCCCAUUGUGUGA
Messenger RNA from Parastagonospora nodorum SN15, 1125 nucleotides. RefSeq lists its product as hypothetical. The coding region runs from base 1 to 1125 and encodes 374 amino acids. The record is from RefSeq and is a predicted model, not a curated record. NCBI's taxonomy places the organism in Eukaryota, Fungi, Ascomycota, Dothideomycetes, Pleosporales, Phaeosphaeriaceae. The transcript is spliced from 2 exons.